ACUUCGCCACCACCGCCCAUCUUAUAUCUAUCUGAUGAUUUGGUUUUAGCAGCACUACAAAUGGAGGCAUUCUGCCGGUCAUGCUGGCCAACAGCUUUGUUUUUUUAUCUCAGUAUGGUAUAUCAUCGGAAUAUUUAAUGUUGGCCACUCCGGGACCUUAGGUGGCGAUAUUUCUUUAAGAUGAACCAAUAUUAGUGGUUAGUUUUGUUCACAUCUCGGAGUGAGAGGUGUAACACUUUGUUUUGACCAUCGUAUCUCAAACGUAGACUUUUUAUCGCAGAGUGUAUUCCCUGCGUGAGAAUCAUUGCAUGUGUGCAGGCAUGACGCGAAUGGCUGUAUUCUUUGUGUCUGACUGAGCCUUGUUGCGAACUAUCCAAACAAAAGGCUGAUCUUAUCUUUUAAAGCCUUCCUCCUUUCUCUCUCUCAGCUGUCAGCCCCAGGUAUAACAUCAGCCCAGCUAAAUGUCAUACUUUGACACUUCACAUCUGACCCAAUGAACUUAAAGGAAGGACUACACCAGUUCAUACAAGAAUGAAAGGUAACCUAACCGGUAACCUAACCGGUACUAUUCAAAUGGGACCGACACAAGACGCCCCGCUGACCUCCACGCCAGUCCACAACUCCUCCAAAGACUUCCUGUCCAACAUAUCCGAAACAAAACCACUGGAGCUAGAAAGCAGCAAAUUCACCAAUCAGCUGGAGACGUCAGAGGGAGAUUCAACAUGCUGCCAAUCAAAAUCUAAAAGAAAACAUGGGCUGACUCACGCUUCCCUGCCAAGAAAACUUGGAAAUAGGGUGGGAAAAGACCAAAUGCAGACCCGCAGUAAAACCAAAAGUACUCCAGCCAAGCGCAGGCGAGGCCGGACGCGGAGUGUGGAGACGGAGAAUUCAAAGAAGAAGACCACAUCUCAUUCAGCGACGCACUCCAGACUAAGUUUUGAGUUGGAGAACCCUGAUGCUGCAGAGCAAGAAGAGUCUGUACUGUCUUCAGAUCUGUCAAUAGAGCUGAGUCACCAUGAGGAACCGCUGCCAUCUUUGUCCUGCGAGGAUGAUGAUAUACAAGAGGAUGACGAGGAGCUACCCACUUUUUUGAUGCAGGUGGACAAAAAGCCUCCAGCCAUUACAGGAGGAGCGUUUGUGUGGCACAAAUAUAAGCGUUACCCAUUCUGGCCUGCAUGGGUAAAAAGUGUGAACCGUAAGCAGAAAAAAGCGAGCAUCAUAUUCAUUGAUGACCCAUUGAUUCACGAAAAGAAAGGGUUUGCUGUGACUCUGAAAACCCUGAAGCCUUUUGGCAGUGAAGAACAUCAUGAGCUGGUGUGUAAAUCCAAAGAAAAGUAUGAUGCUGCAAUUGAGUGGUGCUUGGAGCUUAUAUCAGACUACAGAAUAAAGAUUGCUUGUGGAACAUUCUCUGGCUCCUUCAUCGAGUACUUUGCUCAUGACAUGAGCUAUCCAGUGAGGAGAAAGUACCCGAAGGCAGCCUCAGAGAGACUUACCAUCUCCAGUGAAUCGACGGAUGUAAUUAAGGUGCCAUGUGAGGAUGACAGCUUCAGUGAACAGCAUGGGGAGGUCAGCACAAGUUUAAAAAGGCUGCUGCCAGACCGGAGUCAUGCCGCCCACAACCGUGCUAACGAGAAGCUGGUACAUUUCAUUGUAAAGCAGCGAAUGGUGGAAGGACACCUUCUGUCUGUGAUCAGUGGGAAGCAGCCAUCCAGGUGGCUUCGCUCCUUUCUGAGUGCCAGUCGGAGACGGGUGGUGAACGUAUACUUGGAAGAUGACCAGCAGUUAGACCAGGUCUACGGGUACCUGAAAGAUCUCUACACAACAGCAGGGGCCACCGCCCCUUGUCUACCUGAGAUGGAAUCCAUGCAGCUUGUGUCCUUUGUCCUGGAUGUGCUUCUUCCAGAGGCCAUCAUCUAUGCCAUUGCUGGGUUGGACAACGUUCCAGUAAAAAAGGCAGAAGAAAAGUACAUAAAAGGACGAUGCAUAAGUAAAAGAGAAAAACAGGAAUUUGACCUGAUGAUUGAGCGACACAUGACGAAGAAAUUCCAGUGUCCGAGAGCUUCACCUGCUUUAUUGGAUGACCCCUUCAGUUAGGAUUACUGAUUUAUUGUGAAAUAAAAAUAACUAUUUUUUGUCUUUGGUUUUUUUUCAACAAAAGUAUUGAAUUGAAUAGCGAUCAGCCUACUUUUGGAAUUAAGGAAAUUAUUUCUAUAUACAGUUCAAAAUUCUUUGCAAAGCUAUUAUUAAAUUAUGAGUUUAUCUGUCUGUAAAUGCUUGUUUUUUUAUUUUUUAAUUAUUUUUUAAUGCUAACACACACUAAAGACAUGACUUAUCUGAAGGUGCCUAGUAGGGUUGUAGCGACAUAUCUAUUGUCAACAACCUGUACAUUUUUGAAAAUAAAUAAGUUGUGAUCACAUAA
Eleginops maclovinus (Patagonian blennie) is the source of this 2419-nucleotide messenger RNA. RefSeq names its product PWWP domain-containing DNA repair factor 3A-like. Lineage: Eukaryota; Metazoa; Chordata; Actinopteri; Perciformes; Eleginopidae. Bases 532 to 2094 code for a protein of 520 amino acids. The record is from RefSeq and is a predicted model, not a curated record. The transcript is spliced from 13 exons.